This is a messenger RNA of Spirometra erinaceieuropaei, 5833 nucleotides long. The record is from the annotation of a GenBank genome assembly. NCBI's taxonomy places the organism in Eukaryota, Metazoa, Platyhelminthes, Cestoda, Diphyllobothriidea, Diphyllobothriidae.
AUGGGGAUUGAUUGGGACAAAGUCCUCAUUGGAGAUGGGAGACACGAUGUUGUUGGUGGUUGUGAGGUCGGUGGUGAUGGUCAUCUCCGUCGACGUCGUGGAGUUUGUGAUGGUGGUGUCGGUCAAGACAUUUUUGGAAGCGGUAGCUGGGGCUGCCGCGUCGGCAAAGCAUUGAGUUCAAAGAUAUCUGACAACGCCAAUCCUUGCGCGAAGUGUUCCCCAUCAGUGCGAGCAGGGCGGAAAUGAUUAAAUGUUGAAUUUUUUAGUCUGCGACAUAUGAGACUUAUCAGCCAUCCUUUUAGCCCUGGCAGCGGUAGGGCGGUCAGUUUCGUAGAUUGCUGCUCCAGUAUUAACUGCUCUUUUUCAGACCAGCUGAUCCAGGACAGGGUCCUCCCGAGUCUUUGGAUUCGUAUUUAGAUCUUUGAUGAAUUUUUACUGGGCUUCCUUUAGCGUAACCGUUGCCCUUAUUCGCGGUCAACACUCGUAGCGACGUCGCCGUAGAAUAGCCGCUUGGGUGUGUGCUCGUCUUUGGUCUUCGCAAUCCAGCCACUCCAACGCAGUUAAAGUUUCUUUAGAAUAGCGUGGAUGCUGAGAAUUCCCGCCUGUUCCCGCCCUGCCACCUCAGCCUUAGUUGUCUUCGAAAACAGCUGAGGCGGAAGGGAUUCAGUUUUCCGGCUUGACUGGCGCAGACAGUCCAUGUCAUCACCCCCUAUGAGUGCGUUGUCAGGAGGACGGCUUUCUGCAUCCACAGGAGGUCGGCCGUAAAAGCUUUAAGUAAAAAACUUGUUUAGUCACAUUUCUGGCACCGUACGCCUGCAUAGAGCACAGGAAAAAACGUAACAAUAAGUUCUUUUGUUUCUGUUACGACGAAAGGUUUGCUGACUGUUCGAACAGUCAAUGACACACUAAGUGAGAGCUCACUCUAAUCAUGAAAUGCUGAAAAUUCAACAGCAAGUUAGGAAGUGACUUAUUGAUAAACUUAUCCAUAUUAGAAUGAAGUAUGAUAAUAAUUUUGGAAAAGAGCAGUUCUUAACAUGUGAGGCUGCAGAACCAAACAGCCUCAGAUUAAGCCGAUCUCAUUUCAGGCCAAGGCCUGGGGCUGCUAAGAAGAUCUUCUUAGUCAUACUGUUGUUUUUGAUAGUACUAAGUGCUGAGGUGAAUGACCUGAAAUACAGAAUUAAAAAAGUGGCCGACUGAAAACGAGAAGCAUGUUAACGGCAGGAUUCAGGAAUAUCAUUAGGUUCUUUUCCACAGUUAGUUGCCUCUGGAACUUGCUUCAUUUGGCGGAUCCGUUUAUCUGUCUACCGGUUUUACAAUGCACAUUUAUAAGGAGUGUGGUAGCAUUUGAUUUAUCGGACGUGUAUUUACCCGAGCAACGAGCUCCAGUAAUGAACUUCAGUCCGAAGCCUUCUGGACUGCACCCAGAGCAUCCAUGCUACGACAGCUGAUCCUGGAGAGGGUUUCGUUUGUCGUUAGUCUGUAAAAUUGUUUUUGCCCGUUUUCCCAUACUUUUUUGCUGUCGCCAAUUUUCUUGUCAGAAACGCAGCGUCAUCCACUUAGAGUUAAAUUUCUCCUGUAUCUAUUUUUUUGUAGUUUAAUUGUCGUUUACGCUACAGAUUUACGUAGUUCGUCCAAAAAGUUAUAAAGGGGGGAUGCAAUUUCGAGUCAUUUCGGAAAGUGAAGUACGAUAGUUGACUACUGUAUCGUAAACUGAUGCCUGCGAUGAUGGCCGACGUUCUAGCUCAGAAUCACUUGCGACAGUUUGACCGUCGUUGUCGAUGAUGUCCACAACGACAAAAGGGUGAUUUAAGUCACAAAUGAGCGGGAGUGGCAUAAAGAUCUCAUUCUAAAUAAAUGAAUGAAUAUACAGUAUUUUCUUUAGCUUUCAGGCGAAGGUAUCGGUGGAACUGCGCUCGCCACAGGCACGGGAAAAGUUUGGCUGAGGCCAGAUGAAGGACCUGUUUCAGAAGUAAAUUGCAGACGAGGCUUUACGCUUGAUAAUGGAGGGAAUACUCUGUGUUCCAUUUGAGUUUUAUUGCGGCUAAUAAAAAGUUUACUGCCCCUAAGAUACUGAACUGGGCGCUCCAUAUGGGAGAAAAUAAACUCUACUUCUAUUGACGAGAAUAAUUUGACAAGAAUGGGGGAAUUUUUGUUCAUACAUGAAUGUAUUUUAACUCCGACGACAUUAAAGUUGAAGCAAUAAUAGUAAAAGAAAUGGAAGGCGACAUCGAAGCGCUGUCUACUUUUAGGAACAUUUUCCACAACAAAGAUAAAUUUCCUCUUGUGCCUGUCUUCGGUCUCACUAGCAACAAGGUCGAUAAGAGGCACAAGCUUCUCACAUUGCCGAGAAGUAAGUAUUGACUAUUUUCCUUCAAGACGGACACCAAGCACAGGAGAAAUUGAUUCCUAAUAAGACAUAAAAUUGUUAAAGUUUUCGAGUGCUCUAAGGUCUAUUUUUUCAUACUGACGAUAGGCUUUAAAUAAGAAGCUUGAGAUUAGCUCCCGUCAAACUUCGAUGAAGGGUUGCCUGAGGUUUAGUGUUGAAAGAAGCAAAACGAGUUUAAUACCGAUUCAUAGGGACUAUAGCCGCCGAAAAUUUGAGGAUUUAAGGAUGAGGCUACGUAGGAUAAAUAAUUUCGAAUAACUAUCAAUAUUCAUAGACCGAACAACAGCAUUGCAAUUGCUUAAUAACAAAAUGUUCCGAUAAAAAAGACACACAAAUAGCAAUCUUAUGGGUGACAAAAUAAAACUGUGAAUAAAAUUCGAGUUUGACCCGUAUGCUUUGUGCAUUAAAGAAUCUCGGGCUCAUUCUAUGAUUUCUGACUCGUUGCUCGCUGUGGAUACUUUCAGCUUAUAUCGACAACGCCGCAUUAGAGGGCAUGGAGAUGGCUGUCUUAUUUAUAUCAGAGUUGCUGUUGAACACUUGCUCUAUGACAUGAACAUUUCUUAUUUUCUGGAAACUUCUGUUUAGCUUCGGCGAUUCUUCUGUAAAAUAUGAAGGCUCUAAUUGGAUAUUUAUAUAAUCCUCCUAGUUUAUCCUACGGUGAAAUUUAACUCCUUGAGCUAUUUGAAAAAAUCAAAUAGAGUCUAUUUGACUUCAAGAUAAUCGUAGACGAUUUUAAUCUACCAGAAACCGAUUGGCAUACAUUUACUUCCUCUCCUGAGUUCCAGAAGCUUCUAAAUACCAUUCACUUUUCAAACUGGUCUCAACUCGUCCACUCUUCGGCCAGAAACGACAAUACAUUAGAUCAAAUUUUUACUAAUGCCAUCCUCGCUCUAUCUAUAGAUUUCCGUCGUGACCUUUUUUACAAGUGAUCAUGCAUAAACUCAAUGUUGUCUUCCAAAUUCCACUUGUGCAAAGUCAGCAGGUAAAUAUAGCUUUUGGGCUAUGAUAAUGUUAAUAAAGAAUUAGUAAGUUACAUUACAAGUGCUCUCGAUUGACGCAGAAUUUUUUCAAAUAAUCAUCCAGAUUUUUGAUACGAUUUAUUGCAGUGCAUAACAGAAGGUCUUCUCCAUCUUAUUCCACUGAAGACGUUCAAAUAGAGGGCCGAGGCCCAACAGGCGGCCACAGUGAGAAAACUUCUCUAGGUGGGUCGGGUACAACGGGAUGACGGUUUUGAGGGGAAGAACGGGCGGGGUAAACGGCAGAGGGCACUGGAUUGACAGCUGGAUGCCGAAAAAUGUUGGAAAUCGCAGAAAAAUAAUUAUUUGUUUUAAUGAAGUCAAAAAUACCGCAGGAUGGCGCGCAAAUAGGGAAAACCGUAGGCAAUGCCCAAUCGAAGGUGGGCUGGCCUGGGACGUGAUGUGAUUGGCGGCCGGGGCGAGUAAACCUGAACCGCCAAGCGGCUAACCAGUGGGAUCGUUGGCGCCACACUUGAAAGUGGUGUGCAUCAGAUGGACGGGCAUCAGACGAUGCCCAAGGGGGACGCGAGGGGACAGCGAUGUACUUCGGUUGGGUAAGUGUAUUUGAAUAAAGUGCUUAUGACAAUUGCGUCACUUCCCAGCCCCUUACUGACCCCCUCCUCACCCCCUCCCUAUUUGUUAUAUCGGUGAUCUCCACCGCAUGCACCGUUUAAUACGCAUAACGCGAAAAAUGUUUAGGAUUCCUGGACGUACUCCAACGCCACCGCACCAACCUACAGCAAGUCGGCAAACGCCCGAACUUGGCGGCCGCUGUGUGUUAGGUCACUGUUUUACGGGAUUUGUAAGUAUCCAUGGUGGGAGCAGUUUGCAGGCCUACGUAACCCGAAUGCAGGCGGACGUAGGCGCGGUCCUCAGCGGAUUAUACCGACGGCUGAGGAUGAAAUACAAGCCGUCCUUCAGUCAGCUGGUGUCGUUCAGUACCUGCAGCGGUGGAGGUUGCUGGCCACCACCUUAGCAUGCCGAUGUCGGCGUACUGUGCAGAUGCAAGUGUUGCGGCAGCAUACGGACGGUUAUGCAUUCCGUUGUGGACACUGCAGACGGAAGCUGUGCCUGCGGACGGGGUCAAUGUUCGUUGGUAGUAAGCUCAGUCUGCAGACACUGAUGCGUGUAUGCUACAAGUUUGUCGAAAGUGUGCGGCAAGUGUAGGUGUCAGUAGAAAUACUGCCAUGAAAUGGUACGGCAUUUGCCGCGGGGCCUGCUCACACGCACUUCUAUCCGCCGUAACCCAAAUUGGGGGACCAAGCGUGGAAGUACAGAUAGACGAGACGCUCAUAAGUCGCCGCAAGUAUAACAGGGGAAGACUGCGGCGGCAGUUGUGCGUCGUCGGUAUGUACGAUACACGCAGGCGGAAAGCCCUAUUUGAGCAGAUUAACAACCGCGCUGGGAGGCCCUAAGGCCCUUCAUAAGGAAGUGGGUGGCUGCUGGCAGUGUUAUCGUAACCGAUGAGUGGAAGGGUUGCACCCGCCUACCGUCGGAAGGUUAUACGCACUUCACUCUCAACCGCCGUAGGGGUUCGUGAAUGCCACAAGAGGACGGCAUACGAACGCCAUAGAGGCCUACUGGAGCAGCCUAAAGAGGAAGCUGCAGGAGUCUGGACCUGUCUGUAACAGGGCAGUGUGAGCCCACCUAGAUGAGGUUCAGUACCGCCUCUGGUUCGACCUAAGGGCCGACAAAAUGGCAGCCUGCUGGGAAACUUUCCUACGACAUUGGGCAGAAGCGUAUCCAAUUGAAGAGGGCCAACCAACGGUGACUGGAUAAGCUAACCAACGGAGGCACAAACAGAAGACGUGUAGGUAAGCAUCGUUACUUCCACCAUUUGAUCUCCAUGCCUACCGACAGUGAAUGUGGCCGUUACCGGCCGGUCAAAGAGGGAGCUGUCGAUUGAGGAGAGCCAACCAAGGACGUUUGUAGAAGUUAACCAACGAAGGCGCAGACGGAAGACUAGAAGGUAUGACUCUGUACUUUGUCUACUUACUCUCCAUGCCUACCUACAGUGCUUGUGGCCGUUACUAGCCGGUCAAAGAGGCAGCUGUCGAUAGAGGAGAGCCAACCAUCGACGAUUGGAGAAGCUAACCAACGAAGGCGCAGACGGAAGACUGGAAGGUAUGACUCUGUACUUCGUCCACUUACUCUCCAUGCCUACCUACAGUGCUUGUGGCCGUUACUGGCCGGUCAAAGAGGCAGCUGUCGAUAGAGGAGAGCCAACCAUCGACGAUUGGAGAAGCUAACCAACGAAGGCGCAGACGGAAGACUGGAAGGUAUGACUCUGUACUUCGUCCACUUACUCUCCAUGCCUACCUACAGCGCCUGUGGCCGUUACCUGCUGGCGAUGGGAGAACUGGAGAUUGAGGAGAGCCAACCAAGGACGUUUGUAGAAGCUAACCAACGAAGGCGCAGAUGGAAGACGUAA